This is a messenger RNA of Pangasianodon hypophthalmus (striped catfish), 1758 nucleotides long. RefSeq lists its product as uncharacterized. Lineage: Eukaryota; Metazoa; Chordata; Actinopteri; Siluriformes; Pangasiidae. The coding region runs from base 315 to 986 and encodes 223 amino acids. The record is from RefSeq and is a predicted model, not a curated record. The transcript is spliced from 4 exons.
GAGGAUCCCUACACGCAAACAGCGGGAGACUUAUGCCUUGGGCAUCGUUUCUCUCUUUCCUAGCCUGAGAGACCCUUUUUCCACAAAAGGCUAUGUAAGAAUCAUUUGUCUUGAUGUACUCGUAUAACACAAUCUUGUUAGACAUGAUAUAUUUAUCUAUAAAAUGUGACUUACUGACUGUUCAGAUUUAACCUAAAUCUAUUUUCUUGUCUUUUUGACAGGAACAUUUCUACGAUCCAGAAAAGGGAACAGGGUACGUCUCCUGGCGCAUAAAAACUUUGUCGAGAAAGAACCCAAAACGUGCUCGCUUAGAGAUGUCUGAAAGUGGAGGACCAAGUCGGCGAAGAAUGACGGACGUUGGGCAGCAGCUUGAAGGAGAUGCAUGCAGGGAGGCAAUUUCCUUCCUUGUCCACGCAGCUGAUGAAGCUGAAGUUAUGCAGAAGAUGAAGCAAACUUUUAAGCAUAGACAAGAACUGGUACACAAUCCUGAAAGAUCAGCUGAUGUCCUCAAUAUAUUUCGAAGAUUUCUGGAUGUGGAAGGAUUGAUAAAUCAGGACUUUGCUCUGCUGUUCAAUUCCGAAACAUCCAACAAGUUGCUUGAGAGGGGGGAGACUGCAUUUAAGCAGAAGAUAAUCAAUGAAGGCCAAUCUCUUACUUCAACAGCAGAAAUUCAGAGUCUUAUCAGUGCAGCAGAGGGACAAGGACCUGAAAAUGGUUGGCCUGAUUUGAGAGGAUAUCUUUCAAAUUUUCUCUGGUUUCUUGCUAUUUUAAAUGCUAAAUGUUUGUUUUCUUUUUUUUAUUCCAAAUUCCUAGAUUGGGACAGUGACAUGUCAUCUGUCCUUCUCCUGUUGCAUCUCCUGCCUCCUCCCCCAGGGAAGAAGAAGACUAAGAUCAGCUCGACAGAGGCUGUUGAGAGACUUGUGAAUUUCCAUAAGUUCUUCAUUUGUGUUCUAAUAAAUAUUGAAGGUGAGCGAGUUGGAAUCUGACCCUCAACUCAAGUCAAGACACGGCCUCAAAAGAAACUCAACACUCAAUAGUCUGCAAUAUUUUCAUGUGUGCCACAACUACUCUCUAGAUGUGAUGCACGACCUCCUGGAAGGAGUUGUGAUGCACAACCUCCUGGAAGGAGUUGUUCAAUUUGAAAUUAAACUAUUGUUCGAGUAUCUUUCAGAAAAUUUGAAAAACAUGAGGUUUGAGGCGAAGCAUAAGGUUUUUAAGAAUACACUAAAAAAUUUCAAAAACAUUACCAAAUCUUUAGCAAAAAGUCAUCAGAUGUCAUUAGGCUAUCUUUGGAAAACAACACCAUUGAGUCAAGUGGAGUGUGGACCAAUGAAAACAUUCUGUUGGGAUGAUGUGAAUGAUGGUGAAAAGUUGUCAGGAAUGCUGCACAAUCCCAUACAGUCAAGCAUGCAUUCCAUCAACUGGGUGAAAAUAGAUGGGACAGAAUACAGACAAGACCUGAUUUUAUGCAGUGAAAUUGAGGAUGAAAUUCCUGUUUUCAGUCAGAUUCGGAAAAUACUUUUAAUUGACAGCACUGUGUAUUUUAUUCUUAACAAACUUUUGACAGAACAAUUUUCAGAGCAUCACCAUGCAUUUAAAGUACAGAGAUACUGUGAAUUGAGUGAACUUGUUACAGCAACCAGUUUGAGGUUCUACAGGCCUUUUGAUCUGCGGAGGUCAUAUGGGUCAGAUGAUGGCGAAUAUAUUGUACCCUCGUUUGUGAUGGUUUCAUUUUUGUUAAAUAAAAGUUAAAACUGA